Molecule: messenger RNA, 2762 nt
Organism: Microplitis mediator
Lineage: Eukaryota; Metazoa; Arthropoda; Insecta; Hymenoptera; Braconidae
Product: prion-like-(Q/N-rich) domain-bearing protein 25
Exons: 11
Coding region: 114-2294 (726 amino acids)
Source: RefSeq, a predicted model, not a curated record
UUUCAUUAAUUCACCAACUAUAAAAUUUUAUAGACCUCUGAAAAAAAAGUGACGAAUAACAGGUGAAUCUUAUGAUUUACUAAAAAUUUGAUUCCAGAGAAAAGUCCCUCAAAAUGUUGUUAAUAUUAAGUGGAAUACUGUCUCUUAUUAUGGCAUUUGUAAAUCCUUCAUUGAACACUAGAGCUCCUGAUAGUCAUUGUGUCAUCAGAAAUACUCAUAUUGAUCCCAAUCUUACGCGUGAUCAAAAAGAUAUUUGCAAUCAAACUGAACCGAAUUCAUUUAAAUGUAUCGAAGAAGUGGGAUUAGGAAAAUUAUGUGAACUGGACGAAGAUUGUGAUGAAAUAUUGCAUUCAAAAUGUUCAAAAGAAAAAACGUGUAUAUGUAGAACCAAUAAUAUUGAAGUAAAUGAAACGACCUGCGCACCAGUAUUAGGUGGAUUCUGUUGGAAAAAUGAAUUAUGUGCGACCGAUAACGCUGUUUGUAUUGACAAUGAAUGUCAAUGUAACGUCAGUAAUUAUCGAAGAUUUAACGACCAAUGCAUAUUCACCCAUUUUUUGGACAUGCCCUGUUCAACGGAUAAUGAAUGCAGUCAAGGGAUACCACAUUCUAUUUGCGUUCGGAAUCAAUGCACUUGUGAUAAAGAUUAUUUUGAAAAAAAUCGAACAACGUGUGAAUCUUUUCCUAAGAUUCCCUGUUCAAGUAAAUUUCCAUGUACAAUGGAUCAUUCUCUGUGUAUGAAUAAUUUAUGCCAAUGUGAACCUAGGUUUGUGUACAGCUCUUCUAAAUGUAUUCCUCUUUAUCUUAAUGGAUCUUGCAAAAAUAAUAAUGAUUGCGAUCAGAUCCAAAAUUCUAGAUGUUCUGCUGAUAAUAUAUGUGUUUGUAAUAAGAAUCAUACUCAAUUCAACGAAAGAGUCUGUAGACCUGUGCUGAAGGAAUAUUGUCUUGAAGAUAAUGAAUGCCUAGCUGUUAAUUCCACUUGCAUUAUGAAUGAGUGUCAAUGCAGACCACAUUUUGUGAGGCGGUUGAAAAAUUUAUGUGAACUACCUCAAUUAGGUAUGGACUGUAAAGAUAGUAAUGAUUGUAUUGAUAUACAAUAUAGUGAAUGCUCUGUGAACAAAAAGUGUGAAUGCAUGUCAAGCUAUGCAGAAUAUAAUAUUAAAGCAUGUAGGCCACUACUAGGCAGUUAUUGUUCAGAAAAUCGACAAUGUGCAACUCUUAAUUCGAUUUGUUCAAAUAAUAUAUGUGUGUGCGGCGAUGGUCUUAUAGAGUAUUCUAACAACAAAUGUACAUCACAUUUUAUCGGAAGGUACUACAUGAUAGAUGAAGAUUGCGAAGAAAUACUGGAUUCGAAAUGCGUAAACAAUGACUGUACCUGUAAAGACAACUAUGAUAUGGUGAAUAUAACGGCUUGUGCACCACUUUUAGGUGAAUAUUGUAAAAACAAUCAACAAUGUGCGCCCGCCAAUUCAAUAUGCAAUAAUAAUGAAUGUCAAUGCGAUUCUGACUACGUACGUCGAUUUAAUAAUAAAUGCAUACCGAAAGCAGGACAUUUUAAAAUAUCAUGUUACAAAGAUGAUGAUUGUGUAGGCAUUAAAUAUGCAAAAUGUUCCACAUAUCAUAAAUGUGUUUGUCAACCAAGUUAUGUUGCUCUCGGUGAUGAUAAAUGUAUAGCGCUUAUAGGUGAAUAUUGUGACUCAGACGAUGAAUGUAUUUCAUAUCAUACUGUUUGUAUCCUUAAUAAAUGCCAAUGUGCAAAGAAGUUUGUUAUGAGAACCAAAUAUCAAUGUGACCAUAUUUCGCUUGGUAGAACAUGUCACAAGGAUGAUUGUGACGUGGGCAUAAAAAAUUCCGUUUGUUCAAUCGAUAAUACCUGUGUUUGUCGAGAGAAUUACUAUGCAUUGAACAGAUUUGAAUGUGUCCCUUUUUUAGAUGGAUAUUGUUUGAACAAUGAUGAAUGUCGCUUCAAUUCUUCUGUCUGUGUUGAAAAUAAAUGUCAAUGUAAACAUAACUUUCAGUCUGUAUCAGCAAGUCAAUGCAAACCAAUUGAUUACUUGUAUGUAUGCAAUGAAGAUUUAGAUUGCGGUGAUCCAUGGCAUAAUAAAUGUUCAGACAAGAAAUGUCGAUGCGAUUCAAACAAUAUUUUAAUUAAUAGAUCAACAUGUUUGCCACUUCUAAAAGGUUAUUGCUGGAGGGAUAGCCAAUGCUUCGUUCCCAAUUCAACUUGUAUUGAUUAUCACUGUAAAUGCAAACAGAAUUUCAUGGCUGUAUCCGGUAAUCUAUGCUUACCAGUGUAAAGUAGGACCCUAUCGACAAGUUUAUUCUUAUCAUCACUAUGGCUUUUCCCAUGGACCACGAACCAGCUGCUGAUAAAUAUAAUCACUGAUUUAUCAUUUUAACAUUUACAUUAUAAUUUGUAAACGGUUUUAAAAAAAGAUCGAAAAAACCUAAAAAAUUCCCUUAUUUAUUUAUAAUGACAAGACUGAAUUUUUUAAGGUCAAAAGAUUAGUCUUGUUGCUACAAGGGGAUUUUUUACCUCUGCAAAACUUCUAGUUCUGCUGAAACUCCCAAUAAUACGAAUGGAAUACCCACAGAACCGAAUUCUGUUGCAACAACGUCCGCUUAAACACUUGGCCAAUUCGAACUGUGUAAUAAUUAAUAUUGUGUAGUGAUAGGUCCCUUAUCAUACUCCAGAAUUUCCUAUAUAUGUAUAUAUAUUUUGUCAAAAUGAAAUUUUUGUUUUGAUUUGAGAGACUAAUAAACGU